CAUUUAUAUAAAAGUGAUAUAGGUUGUUUAGACUUAGGGAAUAAAAUGAGAAAGAAUGAGAUGAAAAAUAGGAAAAUUGUGCUUAUGAUUACGAUGAUGGUUAUGGUGGAAUUAACAAAAGCAAGUCAGAGUCCUCCAUCUAAGGCUGGUAUAAUCGACUGUGCUACUAAAUGUGAACUAGAAUGUGCACCAUUGCUAUUACCUCCUUCUAAUGGUGUUGCUUAUCUAGUAUGUGUUUUUACAUGUCGUGCCAAAUGUCUCGGAAGUCCCCCCAGUGCUGUUGAUAAUUGCAUCAUAGCUUGUGGCUAUGUCGAUAUUGAUGUUCGAGAUCUUACGAACAAUGCGGUGGAUUCCUGUGCCAAAGAAUGUUUGAACAAGUAGUGUUUUAUUGUAAAUUAUUAAGAAAAGUGAUAAUCGUAAACUAUAUUGCAAUAAAUAAAUCAUAA
Molecule: messenger RNA, 446 nt
Organism: Vigna angularis (adzuki bean)
Lineage: Eukaryota; Viridiplantae; Streptophyta; Magnoliopsida; Fabales; Fabaceae
Product: thionin-like protein 2
Exons: 2
Coding region: 46-381 (111 amino acids)
Source: RefSeq, a predicted model, not a curated record